Chaetomium strumarium is the source of this 1416-nucleotide messenger RNA. RefSeq lists its product as uncharacterized. The record is from RefSeq and is a predicted model, not a curated record. Lineage: Eukaryota; Fungi; Ascomycota; Sordariomycetes; Sordariales; Chaetomiaceae. Bases 1 to 1416 code for a protein of 471 amino acids. The transcript has 2 exons.
AUGCCGGCGAGAUCAUCACUCACCUCGUCCUUCUCAAUUACCGAUGCGAACAAUGAGGUCGUUUGUCCGCUGCGCAAUCAAGAUGGCUCCAGCUGUCGCAAGCGAUGUAUCGGGGAAAAACGGUACCGCUCUAUGCAGGAGCAUAUCCGUCGCGCGCACCCGGAGCAUUACAUUGCGAAGCUGCCCGCCACUGAGGAGAGCUUCCUGCUCAUGAUCAACACUUCUCCGACCGAGCGACCUCAAGCCCAGCCGACAAUGGCCCCGCCCCAUGCACACCAGAACAAAGGAGCUCCACAAAGCUUCCGCCAGGAUGAACUGAACGGCCCAGGAACCCCACGGAGGUUCGAGGAAUACUCUGGUGGCGCCUUGUAUCCUGCUGCUGCUGCUCUCGCUCAGCUUCACAGCCAUAAAAACGAUUCUGGGUGGGACUCAGAUGGGGUGCGUGCUGGACAAUCUUCCACCCAGGCCGUGUCUCACGCACUCGCUGACACUGAACUACAGGACUGGCACUCCGACACCGAGGGGAUGAGGAUAUCAAGGUCAUCGAUGGAACUUCCGCCAAUACAGUAUUCGACCGCCGAUAUAACAAGCGCACCGCUCCCCAGUCUCGACAUGGGGAGACAGCGCGAAUUCCUCCCCUCAAUCCUGGCCCAUUCACCUCCCGGCCGUUCUUCUACUCUCCCGCCCCUUCAGCGAGCUCUGGGUCCCAGCCGGCCGAGAAAACAGUCGAUUUCCAAGAGAAGCCACCACAGAAGGAAGUCCAAGGGUCCUGGGUCGGAGUGGCUGCGUCGAAUACAGAAUGAAGGCAACCCUGACCUCCUGCGGCCUGGCAGUCAUGAUCGGAAGGCCUAUUCAGCAGAGCCGUCUGGAGACUAUGGUAAGCGCUGGGAGGACCUCAUCGAUGCGGCGGCGUCGGCAACGGAAGACAUAGAUGAGGACAGAACUCCUGUGAGUCUCAAGUUCAAUUCGAUGGUCGACCCGCGCCUGACGAGCCAGAUGCCGCAAUCGCCUGUAUCGAUCCAGAGGUCCUCCUUGCCGCCUUUCGCUCAGAACGCUUUCACAAGCUACCAAGCUUCCCCCCUGCAGCGAGCUCUCACACCUCCGUCGUACAACCCUGAAGCCCCUGAACCAUUCCCGUCGGUCGAGAGCGGUGAAGGCGGGGAUAAUUUCCAUAUCGAAUCGCGGGGCCUGUCAGACUCAUCCCCGAGUUUCUCGUCCCAAAACACUCAGAUCUACUGCGCUGCCUGCCAGGGGAUCUCCUUGCUGAGGGAAUCGUAUGCAUGCACCGAGUGCAUAUGUGGCCUCUGUCCGGCCUGUGUUGAGGUCCUGAUGGGCGAGCAAGGCGCACGCAGGAAAUGUCCCCGGUGCGCCACGAUCGGAGGCCGCUUCAAGCCGUUCCAGCUCGACAUUCGGUAG